CGCUGGCUCUCUUUGAUCGCUCCGAGACUCAGAGUGCGCAGAGAGGAGGAACAUGUCCGCCGUGCAGCUGCUGCGGGUGUCGGUACACGAGCGGAUCAGCGCUGCCGCUGAAGACUUCCUGCUGCAGAUGGAGCAAGGAGGGGGAAAGGCUCAAGUCCCGGCGAUGAGAGCGAUGCUCACCGAGCGGCUAAUGGCGGCGGCUGAACAGAUCCUCGCGGAGUUUGAGGAAACCGUGGCAGAGAACGAAGACCGAGUGGAGCGGACAGAGCGGUCCGAGCGGGAGAUCUGCCGCCAGAGGAGGCUGCUCGAUGCCGCGAUGAAGCCCGUGGUUCGGCUGCACAGAGCAGUGUGUCCUGCAGACAUUCAGCAACUGAUGGUGAUUAAAGAAGAGGUUCCCUCUGAGCAGCCAAAGUGGAGCCCUCUUGUGGACCAGGAGGACCCAGAGCCCCCCCACAUUAAAGAUGAACAGGAGGAACCGUGGACCAAUCAGGAUGGACAGCAGCUUCAAGGACGGGAGGAGGCUGAUAUCAAGUUCACAUUGACUCCUGUCGCUGUGAAGGAGAGUGAAGAAGAUGAAGAGAAACUUAAAUCGUCAACGCUUCACCCGAGUGAGACGCAGGAGAACAGAGCAGACUGUGGAGGACCAGAAACAGCCAGGAACUCAGGUCCUGAUGGACGUUUACAACCAGGUCCUGUGGACAAGAAUGAAGACUCUUCUGAGACUGAAGACAGUGAUAUGGGAUGCAAGACAGAAAAAAAAAAGCUUAGUUGCUCUGAGUGUGGUAAAAGAUUUAACCAAAGGGGAAAUCUAAAUAAACAUAUGAGGAGUCAUACAGGACAAAAACCGUUUUGUUGCUCUGAGUGUGGUAAAAUAUUUAACCAAAGGGGAAAUCUAAAUAAUCAUAUGAGGAUUCAUACAGGAGAAAAACCGUUUAGUUGCUCUGAGUGUGGUAAAAUAUUUAACCAAAGGGGAAAUCUAAACUUACAUAUGAGGAUUCAUACAGGAGAAAAACCGUUUAGUUGCUCUGAGUGUGGUAAAAGAUUUAACCAAAGAGGCAGUCUAAAAAUACAUAUGAGGAGUCAUACAGGAGAGAAAGAGUUUUGUUGCUCUGAUUGUGGUAAGAGAUUUAACCUAAGGGGCAGUCUAAAUAGACAUAUGAGGAUUCAUACAGGAGAAAACCCGUUUAGUUGCUCUGAGUGUGGUAAGAGAUUUAACCAAAAAGGCAAUCUAAAUAUACAUAUGAGGAGUCAUACAGGAGAGAAAUGUUUUGUUGCUCUGAGAGUGGUAAGAGAUUUAACCUAAGGGGCAGUCUAAAUAGACUUAUGAGGAGUCAUACAGGAGAGAAACUGCUUAGUUGAUCUAAGUGUGGUAACAGAUUUAAGAUUCAGUCCCAUUGUACACAGCAUGUGAGGAUUCAUUCAGGAGAGAAGUGAUUCAGUUGCAACCUUUGCUACAAAAGAUUUAAUAGGAUUAUCAGCAGCUAUUCAAAUUAUACAUAUUCAUAGUUCACUAUUUUAGACAGACUAUUAACCGUUUUUUUAUGUCCCUAGAUAUAAAAUAUGAUAUGUACCUAAUGUAUCUUUUUUCAUAAUGUCCUUCAUGUCAUUUUAAGGUUUAAGUGUGUUCCUUGCACAGAAUGAAUGGGUGUUCUUAACUAGUUCAUAUGAUUAAAUUUAGUGUAAACAAGA
This is a messenger RNA of Platichthys flesus (European flounder), 1689 nucleotides long. RefSeq names its product zinc finger and SCAN domain-containing protein 21-like. The record is from RefSeq and is a predicted model, not a curated record. The transcript is spliced from 2 exons. Gene Ontology annotation, biological process: regulation of transcription by RNA polymerase II. NCBI's taxonomy places the organism in Eukaryota, Metazoa, Chordata, Actinopteri, Pleuronectiformes, Pleuronectidae. The coding region runs from base 53 to 1303 and encodes 416 amino acids. Gene Ontology annotation, molecular function: DNA-binding transcription factor activity; RNA polymerase II cis-regulatory region sequence-specific DNA binding.